GCGCUAAACCCCCCCCCUCCCACGCACCCCUUUGCUACGUCAGAAGCUCCCUGGCCAGCUCCGAGUCCUGUCGGUGGGGGCAGCAGGAUGCUGGUGGAAGCAGAGGGGGCCGGCCGGGUGCCUCCGCAGCUCGGCUGGCAGGGCCCGGCGGGGUGUGUGCAGCUGCUGGUGCGAGCCCCUCCGCCCCACCCCUCCCCAUGCAGCCCUGGCAGUGCCUCCGGCGCUUUGCCCUGGCCUGGUGGGAGAGGACAGCGGAGGGCAGCGCCCGAUCUUCCAGGGAGGAGGCUGGACCGAGGGACCCCGGGGGCCGAGGGGAGCCAGAUCCGGAGCGGAGCAGCCCCCCCAUGCUCUCUGCAGACGAUGCCGAGUACCCUCGGGAGUACCGGACCCUGGGGGGCGGGGGCGGAGGCGGGGGCAGCGGGGGCCGGCGCUUCUCCAACGUGGGGCUGGUGCACACGUCGGAGCGGCGGCACACGGUGAUCGCGGCCCAGAGCCUGGAGGCGCUCAGCGGGCUCCAGAAGGCCGAUGCUGACCGCAAGCGCGAUGCCUUCAUGGACCACCUGAAGAGCAAGUACCCCCAGCAUGCCCUAGCCCUGCGGAGUCAGCAAGACAGGAUGCGGGAGCAGGUCGGCGGCUGGACCGUGGACCCCGUGUGCCUCCUCAGCUCCCUCUGCUCCCACCUCCAUGGCGACUCCGCCCCCUCCGGGGCUGGCCAGCCGGCCCAGCAGCCAAACUACUGGAGUUUCAAGACCCGCAGCUCGCGCCACACUCAGGGAGCCCAGCCUGGGCUGGCAGACCAGGCGGCCAAGCUGUCGUACGCCUCCGCUGAGUCACUGGAGACCAUGUCGGAGGCGGAGCUGCCCCUGGGCUUCAGUAGGAUGAACCGCUUCCGACAGAGCCUGCCCCUCUCCCGCUCAACCAGCCAGACGAAGCUGCGCUCUCCAGGGGUGCUGUUCCUGCAGUUCGGGGAGGAGACUCGGCGCGUGCACAUCACGCACGAGGUCAGCAGCCUGGACACGCUGCACGCACUCAUCGCGCACAUGUUCCCGCAGAAACUCACCAUGGGCAUGCUGAAGUCGCCCAACACAGCCAUCCUCAUCAAGGACGAGGCUCGCAACGUCUUCUACGAGUUGGAGGACGUCCGGGACAUCCAGGACCGCAGUAUUAUCAAGAUCUAUAGGAAGGAGCCACUCUACGCCGCUUUCCCUGGCUCACACCUCACCAACGGGGACCUCCGGCCCUGUCCGGUUCGGGGGCUGUGUUCUGCACAGAGAGAGAUGGUGUAUGCGUCGCGGGAGUCGUCGCCCACGCGGCGCCUCAACAACCUGUCGCCCGCGCCGCACCUGGCCUCCAGUUCGCCGCCGCCGGGGCUACCGUCGGGGCUGCCGUCGGGCUCGCCGUCGCGCUCGCGCCUAUCGUACGCCGGGGGGCGCCCGCCCUCCUACGCCGGCAGCCCCGUGCACCACGCAGCCGAGCGGCUGGGAAGCGCCCCCGCCGCCCCGGGCGUUAGCCCGAGCCCCAGCGCCAUCCUGGAGCGGCGCGAUGUGAAGCCGGAUGAGGACCUGGCGGGCAAGGCGGGCGGCAUGGUGCUGGUGAAGGGCGAGGGCCUCUACGCCGACCCCUACGGGCUGCUCCACGAGGGCCGCCUGAGCCUAGCCGCGGCCGCCGGCGACCCAUUCGCCUACCCGGGCGCCGGUGGCCUGUACAAGCGCGGCUCGGUGCGCUCACUCAGCACUUACUCGGCCGCUGCGCUGCAGUCCGACCUGGAGGACUCACUGUACAAGGCGGCGGCCGGAGGCGGCCCGCUCUACGGCGACGGCUACGGCUUCCGCCUGCCGCCCUCGUCGCCGCAGAAGCUGGCCGACGUGGCUGCGCCCCCCGGGGGCCCCCCACCGCCGCACAGCCCCUACUCGGGGCCGCCCAGCCGCGGCUCGCCGGUGCGCCAGUCCUUCCGCAAGGACUCAGGCUCCUCGUCUGUCUUCGCCGAGAGCCCCGGAGGCAAGACCCGCAGCACCGGGGGCUCCUCGACGGCUGGAGUCCCCCCUCCCGAGCUCUUCCCCGGGCCUGGGGAGCGCCCGCUCGUUGGGUUCGGGCCGCCUGUGCCAGCCAAGGACACGGAGACCAGGGAGCGCAUGGAGGCCAUGGAGAAGCAAAUUGCUAGCCUCACUGGCCUGGUGCAGAGUGCCCUACUGCGAGGCUCGGAGCCGGAGACCCCCAGUGAGAAGAUUGAAGGCUCCAAUGGAGCAGCCACCCCCUCAGCACCCUGCGGGUCAGGCAGCCGGAGCAGCGGGGCCACCCCAGUGUCCGGCCCUCCCCCGCCCUCGGCCAGCAGCACGCCUGCGGGGCAGCCCACUGCCAUCAACCGUUUGCAGAUGCAGCUACACCUGCGUGGCCUGCAGAACAGCACCAAUGACCUGCGCAGCCAGCUUCAGCAAUUGCGGAAGCUCCAGCUACAGAACCUGGAGUCUUUGCGCGCGCUGCUGAAGGGCACGGAGGCGGAGCUGAGCAUGCGCGUGUCGGAGGCGGCGCGGCGGCAGGAGGACCCGCUGCAGCGGCAGCGCACCCUAGUGGAAGAGGAGCGGCUGCGCUACCUCAACGACGAGGAGCUCAUUACCCAGCAGCUCAAUGACCUGGAGAAGUCGGUGGAGAAGAUCCAGAGGGACGUGUCUCACAACCACCGACUGGUGCCUGGGCCCGAGCUGGAAGAGAAGGCGCUGGUGCUGAAGCAGCUCGGGGAGACGCUGACUGAACUCAAGGCUCACUUCCCAGGCCUGCAGAGCAAGAUGCGGGUAGUGCUGCGUGUGGAGGUGGAGGCAGUGAAGUUCCUGAAGGAGGAGCCACAGCGCCUGGAUGGGCUCCUCAAGCGCUGCCGUGGGGUCACAGACACGCUGGCCCAGAUCCGAAGGCAAGUGGACGAAGGUGCAUGGCCACCCCCCAGCAACCUCCUGAAUCAGUCCCCCAAGAAGGUUACAGCCGAGACUGACUUCAACAAGAGCUUGGACUUUGAAAUGCCACCCCCCAGCCCUCCACUGAAGCUCCACGAGAUGAGCGGGCAAACCGAGGGGGCCCCUCCGACCCCGAAGGCGGGCAACCCCACCAAAGGCCUGGACACUCCUGGCAAGAGAAGCGUGGACAAGGCUGUGUCUGUUGAGGCUGCCGAGCGGGACUGGGAGGAAAAGCGGGCAGCCCUGACCCAGUACAGCGCCAAGGACAUCAACCGGCUUCUGGAGGAGACACAGGCAGAGCUGCUGAAGGCCAUCCCUGACCUGGACUGUGGGAGCAAGGCCCACCCAGGCCCAGCCCCCACCCCUGACCACAAGCCCCCCAAGCUGCCCCACGGUCAGAAGGCAACCCCCCGAACGGAGCCCAGUGGAAGGAGAGGCUCAGAUGAGCUGACAGUGCCCCGAUACCGCACGGAGAAGCCCUCCAAGUCGCCCCCGCCGCCCCCUCCCCGCCGGAGCUUCCCCUCCUCCCAUGGCCUGACCACCACACGCACUGGAGAGGUCGUGGUCACCAGCAAGAAGGACUCGGCCUUCAUCAAGAAGGCCGAGUCUGAGGAGCUGGAGGUGCAGAAGCCCCAGGUGAAGCUGCGCCGAGCCGUGUCCGAGGUGGCCCGCCCGUCCUCCACGCCCCCCAUCAUGGCCUCUGCCGUCAAGGACGAGGACGACGAGGACCGCAUCAUCGCAGAGCUGGAGGUGUUUGAGAGAAGCUCAGUGUCUCCCCUCCCCCCCACGCCCUGCCGCCAGCCGAUCCCCACCUUGCUGUUCCCCCAGGACCCGGGGCCUCCUGGGGGCUCAGCCCCGGGCCCCACGUGGAAGAGUGGCGGUGGCAGUGUGCCACCCAUGAAGAUGGUGACUCUGGGCACCUCUCGGCUGAAGGCGGCCCAGGGCCAGGCAGGCAGCCCCGACAAAGGCAAGCAUGGCAAGCAGAGGGCCGAGUACAUGAGGAUCCAGGCCCAGCAGCAGGCCACUAAACCGUCUAAAGAGAUGAGCGGGUCGAGUGAGACCUCAAGCCCAGUCUCAGAAAAGCCCUCGGCUUCCAGAACCUCCAUCCCCGUAUUGACUUCCUUUGGGGCGAGGAAUUCUUCCAUCUCCUUCUAGAAACUCCCUUACCCCCCACCCCCGCCUGCCCCCUCCCUUAUCCCUGCCAUUUCUCUCCUCGGCUUCCCUUCAUCUCCACCCCACCCUGACACCAUUCUCUAGAUCCCCUGAAGGUGGCCUGUCCUCAGCUCUCUCUGCCCAUCCCCUGUUGGUGUUUUUGGUUUUUUUAAUGAUUCACUUUUAAUUAUCUUUUUUUUAAAAAAACAAAAAAAAGAAAGAAAGAAAAAGCAAACCAGUAAAACUAAAAACCAAAACGUGACACCUUCCCUUGAUUUCCUGUUCCAGAAUGGCACACUUCCUGUCAUCAUGCCUCCUUUUCUCUUUCCCCACUUUCCCUCCCAAGUCCAUCCUGAAGUUCCUACCCCCCUGCCCCACCUCCUCGUCUCCCACACACUCCUCCCAAGAGCACUCCAAACAAACGCUACGCGUGGAGACUUGGAGCAGCCAGACACCCCCUCUCCCCUUCCUCGGAAGCCUUCCUGGAGGAAAACCUGGACAUUGGACCAAUCCCAAAAUCAGGCUGGAAAAUGGGACGUCGGGAGACUUUGGCCCUGGAGGUGCCGCACCUGUCCAACCUCGGGAGGUGACCCAACGCCGCUGCUUCUCUGCUCCUGUCCACUCAUGCCUGGGUGGGCCUGGAGUCGAGACAGAGGGGCUGGAGAGGGAGGCCAGAGGUGGAGGGGCCUCAGGGUGGUGUGAGCCCGUGGAAUCUGCGUGUCCUUGGAGAGGAGCUGGCUUCCCGGGACCACCUUCCUGUGGUGAGGAGCUGCCUGGCUGGCACUGAUCGGAGGAGGGGGCACCUUUGGACUGCUGGUUAUGGAUGGUGGGUUGAGCAGACAGCCUGACACUGGGGACACUGCCCUGGGAGAGGGCAGCCCCAAGGAGGGGUAUUUGGUACUUUUAGUUUCCUAAUUUAGCACUUUAAGUGACAUUAACUUAUUUAACGGGGGUGGGGUGGGCAAGAAUGAAGGGCCUAUAGCAAAUUAGAUUUUGAGGCCUGGAGGGUGGGGAGGGUCUGGUUGUGAGGGAAGUGGGGGGAAUAGAGAGGGGUUUCAUGGGGGGCAGUGAGGACAGCUCUGACCCCACAGGUGGGGUGACUUGACCUUCAACCAUCCUCUUUGAGAUUUGAGGGUUUUCAGGGUAGGGCUGGGGACCCCUGGUGAGAUCCUCGAGGGUCCCUGAAGCCUGACCAGCCAGCCAGCACCCCCGAACCUGUGGGCGCCAGCUUUGCAGAGGCUGUGGGCAGUGAGGCUUUCUUUUAGUGAGGUCCUGAGAAGGAGCUGGAGAGACCAGUUUUGGUUCUUAGCCCCGCUCCCCCCAGGGCACAGUGAGGGGCCAGCAGGGAGAGUAUGUGGAUGGGGGAGGAGGGGGAAGAUGGAGUGGGGUCCCCAGGGAGCAGGAUUCCUAUUUGGAGCACAAAGUGGGGUAAGCACAGGGGGUGGGGGGCGUUGGGAUUAGUCUCCCCGAGUAAGCACAGAAAGAAGGAGCCAUCGCAGGGGCAGAACCUCCUAGACCUUGGAGCCUGGCGUUUGGGGAGAGCCAGGGGGAGCUGUUGAGGGUUGGGGCGGGAGGGGGAAUUGGGUUGUGUUCCUUCAUUUCUUUCUUUUUCUGUUGUUGUUUUUGUUGGGUCAUCCUUGUUUUCUAGCUUUGGAUCAUUUUUGUACAAAGGCAAGCAAGCCUUUUUGAAAAAUAACAAAAGAAGAGGUUAAAAAAAAAAUCCGUCCUGAAAAAAAAAUACCCUGGAAAAUAGAAAAAAAAAAAAAAAGGACCUCAUAAAUGAUGCAAUUACUUUUAAUUGCAGGCAACUCUUUACAUUUAAGUGAAGUGUCUUAACAUUUUAUAUUGUUUUAAAAAUAUAUUUACAUAUUAUAUAUAUAUAUAAUAUACGUAAUAUAAAUAUAUAUAAAUAUUUAAAAAAGAAAAAAAAAAGAAAACCACGGCACUCUCUCCCUGGCCGCUGUUUUGGCAGGGGAGGGGGCUAGAGGGUGGGUACAUUGGCCUGGCUUCUGUGGUCCAGUGAGACGGUUUGGUUUGAUUCGGCUGUACAGAGACACCCUGACUUGGGAGGGAGGGGGGGAGUGGUGCCCCCUCCUCCCUCCACUCCAUUACUCUCUGCUUGCUACUUUUCCCUUGCCGCACCUCCCACCCUCAACCCUGUGCCCUGAACGUUUGCCCCACCGUCAUUGUCCUGAGUUGAAUGUCUCUUGGAGGGGGGGGAGAAGGGCGUGUCCAUCCACAAGGGAGCAAAUGGAGGGAGUCCUGUGCCCCACCCCACCCACUCACGUGGAGCCCAGUGGAAUUUGCAUCUUUCAUUUUGGUGCCUGCAUAUUUACAGGAGGAGUUAUGCGCAGCCUGUGUGUGUGUGUGUGUGUGUGUGUGUGUGUGUGUGUGUGUGUCCACUGGCACAAGUCCAUUCACCAGUGUGCGGAGGGAAGGAAGCAUGAGCGUGCACAGGCAUGACCUCCCACAUAUGUGCAGGGAGGCGGGCACACAGCGGUGCAUGUAACUGGCCUGGGCAUUGGCAUGUGCCCACCUGCACAUUGAUGUGGAGGACCUUGGCAUGUGAGAGCACGUGUAAUGUGUGACCUGUGUGUGUGUGGACAGAAGGGUGUACGUGGAGGGGUGUGUGAGCUGCGCAUGCACGUGCACAUGCGUGCAGACCCCGCGUGUGGGAGCGCCUGUGUGUACGGUCCUUGGCCUUGCUCCACUCGCUCCGGCUCCCCUCCUAAGCCUCCAGCCCCUGGGCCCUCCCAAAGCCCCCAGCACGUCAAGGCCCCCCCCCAGCUGCAUGCGCCUCGCUGCUCUGUCCAUCAGUGUGUGCUUGACCAAGAGAAAACCAAGACGUCUGGGGGGACCCCUGUAGCUGGUCUCCCCAGCCCCUGCCCACUGUGCUGUGUUACUCGCAUGGGGGGUUUCUCUCCCGCCCCUUCCACAAUAUGCUGUUUCCCCAGGAGCCUCAGGCCCGAGGCUCUGAGCGGGGUCCCAGGUGGGACCCCCAGGGCGAGCCCGGCUCCGCACCCCGCCCUGUCCACCCUGUAGGGCCCGUGUUGGUGUAGCAGUGAUGGCUUCUGUGGAUAUUCUGUGACCUCUGUCAGUGUAACUUGACAAUUUCUAAAUGGAAAAGGGUUGCUGUGUUUUCUCUGUCUCUCUUUUUUAAUGUCCCUUUUCUUCUCCCACUUUCCUGCUCUCUUUCCUUUUUGGUUUUUCUAGCCGAGUGUUUGGGGCUUAAAUAAAACUUGUUUCUCUUUCCUCUCCUGAA
This is a messenger RNA of Aethalodelphis obliquidens (Pacific white-sided dolphin), 7359 nucleotides long. It is a transcript of the gene SRCIN1, whose product is annotated as SRC kinase signaling inhibitor 1. The record is from RefSeq and is a predicted model, not a curated record. The transcript is spliced from 21 exons. Gene Ontology annotation, cellular component: actin cytoskeleton; postsynaptic density; cytoplasm. Lineage: Eukaryota; Metazoa; Chordata; Mammalia; Artiodactyla; Delphinidae. The coding region runs from base 198 to 4100 and encodes 1300 amino acids. Gene Ontology annotation, biological process: regulation of dendritic spine morphogenesis.